CGUCACUGCAACCCUACUAUUUAAUUUCUGUUAGCUGAUCAGCGUGGUCAAAUCUUAUAGCCUCGAUCAGACAGCAGGAAUUGAAGAGAGGAGUCACUUGCCCACAUGAUGCCGCCAGUUGAGAAACCACAGCACCCCAAAUCCUUCAAGCAGAGAAAAAGCUUUGCCACGAGACAACAGGAGGUCGUGGGGAUCCGAACGAAGUUUCCAACUAAAAUCCCGGUUAUAAUUGAACGGUAUCAACGGGAGAAGUACUUGCCGCCUCUUGAUAAAACGAAAUUCCUGGUCCCACAAGAACUUUCCAUGACUCAGUUUGUUACCAUUAUAAGAAAUCGUAUGUCUCUGAUGCAGAGUCAAGCGUUCUACCUGCUCAUCAAUAAUAGCGGCCUGGCCAGCAUGUCUCUUACCAUGGCGCAAGUCUACAAGGACCACAAAGAUGACGAUGGAUUUCUCUACAUGACAUACGCUUCUCAAGAAAUGUUUGGUAAUUGUUGAAAUCCAUGAAGAGUCAGUGCCAAUUGCUGGGAAUGUUUGAGAUCUAAAUUGCAGGAUUGGAUAAUGUGAGGCCUCAGCUUUUGGCAGGCCCAAUAACUGAACUUCGUGUAUAGAUAUGAAAUGCAAUUUAUAUAUAAGGAUAUUUAAUAUUACUCUGGAAAUGUUUUGGUAUUGUUUUUAAGGUAAUAAAUGUUUCUAACUUUA
Messenger RNA from Oncorhynchus keta (chum salmon), 699 nucleotides. Its product is annotated as microtubule-associated proteins 1A/1B light chain 3C-like. The record is from RefSeq and is a predicted model, not a curated record. Gene Ontology annotation, biological process: macroautophagy; autophagy of mitochondrion; autophagosome assembly. The transcript is spliced from 4 exons. Gene Ontology annotation, cellular component: autophagosome; cytosol; autophagosome membrane. Bases 106 to 495 code for a protein of 129 amino acids. Lineage: Eukaryota; Metazoa; Chordata; Actinopteri; Salmoniformes; Salmonidae. Gene Ontology annotation, molecular function: ubiquitin protein ligase binding.